AACCCCACGGCCUGACAUGCCCCGACGGCCCCGGCAGCCGCCUGUCCGAGCUCGCGGGGCCUCGGCCCAGGCAUGAGCUGGCUCUUCCCGCUAAGCAAGAGCGGCGCGUCGCCCGCGGCCGGAGGAGGAGGCGCGGGGGGCGGCGGCGGUGGCGGCGCUGGGGGGCUCACCAGCCUUCAGCAGCAGAAGCAGCGGCUCAUCGAGUCCCUCCGCGCCGCGCACGCCAGUAUAGCUGAGAUCCAGAAGGAUGUGGAGUACAGAUUACCCUUCACAGUAAACAACCUCACAAUUAACAUUAAUAUCUUGCUUCCUCCUCAGUUUCCUCAGGAAAAACCAGUGAUCAGUGUUUACCCUCCAAUACGACAUCAUUUAAUGGACAAACAUGGAGUGUACGUUACCUGUCCAUUAGUAAACAAUUUUACAAUGCACUCAGACCUUGGAAAGAUUGUUCAGAGUCUCUUGGAUGAGUUUUGGAAGAAUCCUCCAGUUUUGGCUCCAAGUUCAGCAUUUUCAUACCUGUACAGUAGCCCAGCGGGAAUGCCUCCUUAUGCUGCUCAGGGUUUUCCAUUCCUUCCCUCAUAUCCUCCACAAGAAGCAAACAGAUCUAUGGCUUCUGUUCCAGUUGCUGACACUGUUUCUUCAGCCUCAAGUUAUUCCACACCCAAACCUGCUGCUCCUUCCUUUGGUUUUCUCUCCAAUCUGCCAUUGCCUGUCCCCACCACAGAUGCUCCAAUGCUGACAGGCCAAGAUGGGUGUGGUUACAAAAUGCCUGAGAUCCCUGAUGCAUUUCCAGAACUCUCUGAACUCAGCCUGUCACAAUUAACAGAUAUGAAUGAACAAGAGGAAGCAUUCCUGGAACAGUUCUCAACUCUGCCUCAGCUGAAGCAAGUCAUCACUGACAAGGAUGACCUGGUAAAGAGCAUCGAGGACCUUGCCCGAAAAAAUCUCCUUCUAGAGCCCAACCUGGAAGCUAAAAGGCAGACGGUCCUAGACAAGUAUGAACUCCUCACUCAGAUGAAAUCGGGCUUUGAAAAGAAGAUGCAGAGACAGCAUGAACUGAGCGAGAGCUGCAGUGCAAGCGCCCUCCAGGCGAGACUGAAGGUAGCAGCCCAUGAGGCCGAAGAAGAGUCAGACACCCUUGCAGAGGAUUUCCUCGAGGGCAAAAUGGAAAUAGAUGAUUUUCUCAGCAGCUUCAUGGAAAAGCGAACCAUUUGCCAUUGUCGAAGAGCCAAAGAGGAGAAGCUUCAGCAGGCAAUGGCCACACACACCCAGUUUCAUGCUCCUCUCUAAUGUAUCGGUUUGAUGUUCUAUAGGAAAGCUGUACCCAGGACAAAAGCCCCAUGCAAAUCACAUAUUCAGGAAGCCAUCCAGGAUGACCAGCCAGGCUGGUUUGUUUGCCUUGAGAGCUUUGUUCGUUUGGAAUGGAUCUUCUAAAAGGCUCAUUACAAGAGGGACCCUUUGGACAUAGACAAGCCAAACAUUUCUUCUCUAACCUCUGUCAUCAAUGAGUUUUACCUCUAAUUGGAGACCAAGGGAGAGCCAUGUGGGGUGGCAGGCAGGUGAUUCCUGAAUUUGAAGCCAGAGGAGCUGGUGCUGCUGCCUCAGCCAGUCUUGCUGGAUGACCUGAGGUCAGGCCCAGGCCCUCUGUGGACCUCACUUUGUAGAGGAGGUGCUGUGGGCAUCUCUGGGAGGAUGUGCCCACAUGUGUAAAGUGAGAGGUUGGACUCGAACACUCGGCUCUGUGAUCUCCUGAAUGAAUAAAAAUCAUGUAUACUUUUCUUAUGAA
Gracilinanus agilis (Agile Gracile Mouse Opossum) is the source of this 1786-nucleotide messenger RNA. RefSeq names its product VPS37A subunit of ESCRT-I (gene VPS37A). The transcript is spliced from 12 exons. The record is from RefSeq and is a predicted model, not a curated record. Lineage: Eukaryota; Metazoa; Chordata; Mammalia; Didelphimorphia; Didelphidae. Bases 73 to 1290 code for a protein of 405 amino acids. Gene Ontology annotation, cellular component: ESCRT I complex. Gene Ontology annotation, biological process: protein targeting to vacuole; protein targeting to membrane; ubiquitin-dependent protein catabolic process via the multivesicular body sorting pathway.